GUGUGGCUCAGCCGAUGAUUGUCACCCCUGUAACUCCAGGGGCCUGGUUCAGUCCCCAGUUUCCUGGGAUUCCCCUGGGGGGAGGAAGACCUACCUACAGGCUGCUUUUGCAGCACCUCAUGUGGGCUAACAGACUUUGCGGAAUGGCUGCCAGCCUGUGCUCAGGGGCUUGGCCGAGGGCAGAGGAGAAAUGAAGAGAUUAACUCAGCAAAUACUGCUGUGCCACACUUAGUGAAGGGCCCAGGAGAGGCCUGGACAGCCUGGACAGCCUUGUAUCUCCUCUGCUGUCUUGGGGACAGUUGAGGCAUCAGUUUGCUCAGUGAGCUAUUGUGGAGGCUCCCUUGGCGGGGACAGAGCAGUAGCCAGCUGGUGGCACUGGGUUGCCCCACAGUGCAGAGCUGGGGAGCUGGAAACUGCCUGGUGUGUUGGCCUCAAGUGGGCAACUUGAGGGACUCUGGGGCCGCAGGGGGCACAGCCUUCAUCCUCAGCACCUGAAACAGGGGAUGUAGUCCCCCACAGACACCCCUAAUGGGCCACCACAGUUGGGGACCACGGGGCUUCGGCAGUGUGUGGGAUCUGUGUUGCCACCUCAGCCGGCAGCAAUGACCUGUAGUGCAAAAGGAAAAGCUGUGAGUGGGGGACUGCGCUCCCCUCGCUUGGGCUUUGAGCAGAGGAAGAUGCUGAAGACUGCAAAGUGUUUGGCGGGUUUGCUGCUGGGGACAGGCAGGGUGGCUCCUCUGUGACCUCACCGUGGAGCUGGUGUCGGGGUGCGCCAUGCCGUGCUGGCUCCUGUUGCUUGCCCUGCUGCUGGGGCCUGCCCUCUCACGGCCCUUGCAACAGAGGGCCAGCUACUCCAUCCCUGAGGACUUCUCUGCUCCCCUUGAGCUUCCGCAGGAACACUUUGGCCUGGUGGAUGAUUACGGCAUCAAACCCAAGCAGCCUCGCCUCAGGACGCAUGUGGCCCAGAAGCAGCCGGCAGGGCUGCGCAGAGCUGGCAAAAGCAAGCGUGACGAGCUUGAUCUGCUGGAGUACUACGACGAUGCCCACCUGUGAGCUAGCGUGCCCCUGUGCCCACUGCAGCCCAGCAGAGGGGACACCCCUGCCUGCCCUCUGCUGCUGCAGGACAGUAGCACGGAUACAAGAGGGACAGGGGGGCAGAGGCAGGGGUGAG
Molecule: messenger RNA, 1171 nt
Organism: Falco peregrinus (peregrine falcon)
Lineage: Eukaryota; Metazoa; Chordata; Aves; Falconiformes; Falconidae
Gene: FREY1
Product: Frey regulator of sperm-oocyte fusion 1
Exons: 5
Coding region: 775-1053 (92 amino acids)
Source: RefSeq, a predicted model, not a curated record